This is a messenger RNA of Amblyraja radiata (thorny skate), 2337 nucleotides long. RefSeq names its product glycoprotein-N-acetylgalactosamine 3-beta-galactosyltransferase 1-like. The record is from RefSeq and is a predicted model, not a curated record. Gene Ontology annotation, molecular function: N-acetylgalactosaminide beta-1,3-galactosyltransferase activity. Lineage: Eukaryota; Metazoa; Chordata; Chondrichthyes; Rajiformes; Rajidae. The coding region runs from base 170 to 1198 and encodes 342 amino acids. Gene Ontology annotation, cellular component: membrane. The transcript has 4 exons.
AGCAGCAAUGAAAUAAAGAAAAGCUUGUCACAGAGUAAAGAAUCAAAAAGCUGUUUGAAGAAAUCCAGGAAAAGAACGAGAGAAGAGAUUUGUCGAUCGAGAGGCCCAAAGAAAAGAAAGUCAGACGGCGCGGAAGAAACAGCAAAUUAAGAUUAUUUUCAAGAACACAAUGGCAGUUUCAAGAUCCAUGAGGUCCCUUAUCAAAUACAUCAUUGGAAUUGCAGUCGGAAUUUUCACCAGCUCCUAUUUCAUUAACACGGUCAAAUUACAUAUUCAAGGCACCACGCAAAAUGAUCAUAAUCGCUACAACUUCCAUCAUUACUGGCUUCAUGGAAAUGGAAUGAUGAAUUAUAGUUCAAAGAGAAAUCACUCGGCAUCAGAUGAUUUGUACAAGAAGGUGCGCAUCCUUUGUUGGGUGAUGACGGCACCUGCCAACCUGGAGACUAAAGCCAGGCACAUCAAAACCACCUGGGGCAAGCGCUGUAACAUCUUGCUGUUCAUGAGCUCCGAAAGCAACCCGGACUUCCCUGCAAUUGGACUGGAAACCAAAGAGGGCAGAAAUCAGCUAUACCGCAAAACCAUUAAAGCCUUCCACUAUGUGCACCAACAUCACAUUGACCAGGCCGAUUGGUUUCUGAAGGCCGACGAUGAUACCUAUGUCAUCGUUGAGAAUCUCAGGCUCCUGCUCUCCAAGUACAGCCCCGAUGAUGCUGUGUACAUGGGCAGGCACUUUAAGAUGUACCACAAACAGGGCUACAUGAGCGGAGGGGCGGGUUACGUUUUGAGCAGGGAAGCACUGAAAAGGUAUGUGACAGCCUUCAAAGAUGAGACCUGCCAUCAUACUUCCCAUGUGGAGGACGUGGCGCUGGGAAAAUGCAUGGAGACACUUGGAAUUGGACCAGGAGAUUCCAGAGAUAACCACCAACGAGAGACGUUUUUGCCCCUUUCACUGGAGAAUCUUUUGGUUCGAGGUCGGUAUGACAAAAACUUCUGGCUCUGGAAGUUCACCAAUUACACAUCUGGAGACGGGCCUGAGUGCUGCUCAGACUUGGCAAUUUCUUUUCACUACAUAAAUCCUGCAUUCAUGCACCUUCUGGAGUUCUACAUUUAUCAUCUACGUGCUGUGGGUUACAAGUACAGAAAAAUCACUGAUUUCCCAAACCCACCCAAAGUGGUGGAAGGGAAAAGCAACCAGUGACAAUAUAACAACGGCAAACUGCUCCGGAAGCUUGCUGCAAUGUCACUUCAUCUUCCCCGAACAAAUGUCCCGUUGAGUCUCAAGAAGGGCCCCGACCCAAAACGUCACCUAUCCAUGUUUCCAGAGAUGCUGCCUGACCCGCUGAGUUACUCCAGCACUUUGUGUCCUUUUUCCAGUUGAGAGAAUUGUAUCUUCUUUACAAAUAUCUUGUGAUAACAAUAGUUUGCAUUUACCUAAUGUCUGAUAUACAGUGAAACACUUCAUGGUACUACCGUGGACAUAUCGGAUUGACUUGUUAUUGUCACAUGUGCUGAGAUACUGAGGUGGGAAGCUUUUGCUUGCAAGCUAUCCUAUUAAAUCAGAUAAUACUGUACAAGAGUACAUUCAUGCCAAAUACUAGUACUAUAGGUAGCGCGCAACGAGAAAAAUGCCAGGUGGAGGGUUAAGUAGUAUUAAGUAAAUAGAGCAUCAACAAAAGGACAAGUUGGGAGAGUGGGCAAAGAAGUGGCAAAUGGAUACAGCGUAGCAAAGUGUACGAUCAUGCACUUUGGAAUAAGCAAUAAAGGCGUAGACUAUUUUCUGAAUGGCAAGAGGAUUCAGAAAUCAGAGGUGCAAAGGGACUUGGGAAUGCUGGUGCAAGAUUCCCAAAAGAUUAAUUUGCGGGUUGAGUCAGUUGUAAGGAAGCCAAAUGCAAUGUUAGCAUUCCUUUCAAGAGGUCUAGAAUAUAAAAGUAAAGGGCCUCCCACUUAGGCGAUUUUUUAGGCGACUGUCAUCGUCGUAGCAGGUCGCCGAAAAGCCCGCGACUGGACACCCCCCACUACGACAAUGUCUACGACAAGCUACAACAACCUACCACCAAGUCGACAUCAAGCUACCGACAAUCGGCGACCCAUUAGGACGUCCGCCUACGAAACCUACGAUGACACAGGCGCCAACCUACGACAACCGAAGUCAACCUACGUCCACCGGCGACAAGCUACAACCCUGUCGGCGACAACUGAACACAAUUCAGUCGGCGGUACCUGUCGCGGGUUGACAUAGGUUGAUGUUGAUAGUCGCCAAUGGAAUUCACCGAAGUCAGCACCUGUGACAACCUACGUCACCUGGCGACAACCUACAACAGUAGCUACAUCAGGAGA